Molecule: messenger RNA, 591 nt
Organism: Momordica charantia (bitter melon)
Lineage: Eukaryota; Viridiplantae; Streptophyta; Magnoliopsida; Cucurbitales; Cucurbitaceae
Source: RefSeq, a predicted model, not a curated record
AUGCCUCUCACCUACAUCUUAGAGGUGGAGCUCUUCGAUAUCUGGGACAUGGACUUUAUUGGACCAUUCCCUCCAUCCAAUGGGCAUCUCUUAAUUUUGUUAGUUGUUGACUAUGUAUCAAAAUGGGUCGAGGCAGUAGCAUGCCCCAGCAGUAAUGCAAAGGUGGUUGCCAAGUUCUUACACAAGAAUAUAUGUACAAGGUUUAGCACACCCAGAGCCGUGAUCAGUGACGAAGGCUCCAACUUCAUCAACAAAGUUGUGGCAUCGCUCCUUGCCAAGUACAACAUCAGACAUAAGGUAUCUACAGCUUACCAGCCCCAAUCGAAUGGGCAAGUUGAAAUAUCCAACAGAGAAAUAAAUAGCAGUUUGGAGAAGAAGCAAUUAACGCGUAUGGAGGAGGCACAGUCGGCCUUUGCCAAUCAGGCAAAGAAGAGAGAAGUUAACAUCUUCGCAGCGCUAGAGCGUUUGAAGGCAGAAGCCCCAUCUACAUCAACUGUGACAUCUGCUGGCUUGAAGGUUUCGCUGGAGCAAUUUGGCAGUUUCGAAGAGGAAUAUCAGCCUACGGGGGACUCUUCGGAAGAGGAGGAGUAA